AUUCUCCUUUGGCUCCAGGUACUGUGGAUCUAAUUAAGGUGCUGAAUUUUCCAGCUGAAGAAUUGAAUGGAAGACCGAAGGGUGUCUCACAAAUAAACGGGCGAUGUACAUCAAGACCAGUUGAUACUCAAGUUUAUCCUCCCACGGAAAGAAUAGACCGUGCUUAUAGAAUAAACGAAGUCUCUAUCACCCGACAAGCUAACGAGUUAUUCGGAGAAUACUUACCUGCGGACUAUUCAAUCCUCUUGACGUUAAAAUUAACGGGGUCAAAGAGCCAAGCGCUGUUUAGUAUCAUCAAUGAGCAAGGUAAUGAACAACUCGUCGUCAAUGUUGGUGGAAAUUCUCGCAUUGGAGUCGUCGGCAAUAAUGGACAAAUUAACAGACAUAGAUUCGACAUGAGUAUUUUAGGCGAUGGAGGAUGGCAUCGAGUGGCAUUAAGGGUGAGCGGAAACCAGGUCUCCUUGACCAUCAAUUGUCUAACCCCCCAAAAGUGGACGAUUGAGAGGAGUAUAAGGCCCUUCCCUCUCGAUCAGGGAGUGUUCCUUCUCUUUGGCUCAAACAUCAAUGGAAAGGCUAAUUUUGAUGGUCUCAUCCAACAAGCACUCAUCAUUCCAGACCCAGCUGCAGCAAACCUUCAAUGCACAGAUUACGAUGUUGACUGCGCCGGUGCUGCCAACGUCUUCUUGGAAGAAGCAAGGCUUCCAGAUUUAAAUACUGGCGAGCAGGUGAAUGGACCGGUGAAUGUAUACGAUGGUUCUGGUUAUGGAGAGGGUAGCGAUGGCUUUAGCUAUGACAUCUCGGUCAUUGACCCAGGGCUAAAAGUCGUGGUUGCAGGUGAAGGAGCAGGACCCAUCAGUGCCAGUGGUGACAACAGGGGAUCUAAAGGACAAAAGGGAAACCAAGGAGAAAGCCGGAUUGAACACUAUGCCGGACCAGUGGGACCAGCAGGACCAAGGGGGUAUGCUGGGCCACCGGGACCGGAUGGACCUAGCGGCGGACCAGGAGUGAAAGGAGAACGGGGCAGGCCGGGGCGAGAUGGAGUUGACGGGGUGAAUGGUUUAAGAGGACCACCUGGACCAAGCUUUAUCGUUCCGGCAGCAGUAAUGUCAGCCAUGUCUGAUGCAGCAUCUAGCAGUAAAGGACCAGGAAGUCAAGCCAACCUGGCAGCCAUCAGACAGGUUUUGGAGGAACAGAGGAUAGCAAUGAGAGGAGAAAGGGGACCUCCGGGAACACAGGGUUCAAAUGGUCCUUUGGGUCCUCCAGGACCAGAUGGGCCUAAGGGAGACCCGGGCUCCUUGGGAGACUUUGGACCACGUGGACCAUCAGGAACACCAGGUCAGCCAGGACGUUCAGGCAAGAGGGGUCGUCCUGGUAAGGAUGGAGGUCGAGGUCCAGCUGGUAUUGGUGGAGAGAAAGGAGAUCGUGGCUACGAUGGGUUGCCAGGAUUACCUGGUGUGAAAGGAACGUUUGGACGAUCAGGAGACACAGGACCUCAGGGAGACUCAGGACCAAAAGGACGAAAUGGAGAGGAAGGGCCUUACGGAGACCCAGGCCCAUCCGGUCCCCCAGGAAUCCGAGGAGCACCAGGUUCGAGAGGGCCAGCAGGACCUCAGGGUAUUUCAGGACUUGAAGGAGAGCCAGGUGGACCUGGACCAAAAGGACCAGUUGGUCUUCCAGGUGUCGCUGGAGGUCCUGGACCGAUGGGCAAACAUGGACCUGUGGGUGCAAUGGGUCCACAGGGACAGAGUGGGCCACCUGGAGUCCAGGGUCCCGUUGGUAAGCCUGGUAUUCCUGGUGUUCCUGGAACUGACGGUCCAGCUGGUCACCCAGGUCAAGAUGGACAGUCUGGCGCCAAGGGAUCAAUGGGUGCACCAGGAUCUAUCGGUGUUUCAGGCUACACUGGACCCAUGGGAGUGAAAGGAGCUCGAGGAAUCUUUGGAAAUUCUGGGCAGAAGGGUAACUCAGGUAUGGAUGGUCUGCCAGGUUUCAAGGGAGAGCUGGGAAUGAAAGGAGAAAGGGGACAACUAGGAGUACCAGGUCCUCGAGGAUCUGAAGGAAUCGGUGGACCCAAGGGUGAACAAGGUAUGCCUGGUGAAGCUGGACCCAUUGGCACAUAUGGAGAUCAGGGUCCACCAGGCCCACCCGGUAUCCCCGGUUACCCUGGAAACGUUGGUGAAAAGGGAGAGUUGGGUCACAGUGGAAAGCGUGGAAGGUCAGGAAGAAAGGGAUCAAGGGGUCCAUCUGGCAUGAGAGGUCCAAUUGGACCUGGUGGUCCUAUGGGAGGACCUGGAUCUCGUGGUCCACAAGGUAUUCAAGGAGUCCCUGGUGAAUAUGGAGAACAGGGAGAACGUGGACCUCCGGGACCCGUUGGUGACCAGGGACCACCAGGACAACAAGGACCUCGUGGAUUUGCAGGAGGAAAGGGACCUAAUGGACCACCUGGUCAAGAUGGUAUGCCUGGAUUCCCUGGAUCUCGUGGAGAGUCUGGUAUGGAUGGAGAGUCAGGUACCCCAGGACCUGCUGGUGUGAUUGGGCCUCAGGGUCCUCCAGGAGAACCAGGAUCAUCAGGACCAACAGGAUUCCCUGGACCUCCAGGAAGCCCUGGUGAGGCUGGUCUUCCCGGUAACGAUGGACUUACUGGUCCACAGGGUGUGAGCGGUCCCGUAGGUCCACCAGGUAUCCAAGGACCUGAGGGAGCAAGAGGUUUCUCAGGAGAACGUGGAUUGAGAGGAGAACAGGGUAUUGAAGGAAUGAAGGGAGAGGAUGGUCCUCCUGGACAAUCGGGUCCUCCGGGUGUUCAAGGUCAACUUGGGCCCCCAGGACCACCAGGAGGAGUUGGUCUACCGGGUCGCCCUGGAGAUCAAGGACCAAUCGGACCUUCAGGAGAAAGGGGUGAUGCGGGAGAGGAGGGUUCUAUGGGACCUGCUGGUCGUGAUGGUAUGCCAGGUCCAAGAGGACCCCCAGGACCCAUCGGCCAGCCGGGCCCACAGGGUCCAGAGGGAGAAAGAGGAGACAGUGGACCAAUUGGAAUCAAGGGAACCAAGGGAGAGCGAGGCGAAGGGGGACCACCCGGUCCACCAGGCGAAAGAGGACCACUUGGAGAAUCUGGACCACCCGGAGACGAUGGAGAGCAAGGUAUUCCAGGCCAGUCAGGACCCCGUGGACCGAAGGGAGAAGAAGGGUCAGGAGGUAACCCAGGUGCUCCAGGACCUAUCGGUUUACAGGGUAUGCCUGGUCCUUCUGGUAGUAAGGGAGAAACUGGAGAUCCUGGUCUAACAGGAGCUCCAGGUCCACAGGGUAACCCAGGAAAACGUGGAUCUACUGGAAGUCAGGGUAUCCAAGGGCAACCAGGACCCCGUGGUGACAAUGGAGCAGGCGGUUUGAAGGGAGACAAAGGAGAUCCUGGUCCAAAUGGAAGAACAGGCAGAGAUGGACCCAGGGGCUUCAAAGGUGAUUCAGGUGUCAAGGGUGAACCUGGUUCAACUGGUCUCCCUGGUAACCCAGGACCACGCGGUAUUGAGGGACCUUCUGGACCCAAAGGAAACCAGGGUCCACUUGGAUUCCCAGGAGAACUUGGUCUACCAGGACCAGAAGGAGUACCGGGAACCAUUGGUGAGCCAGGACAAUCAGGAUCUGAUGGAGACCCAGGACCAAUUGGUAUGCAAGGAAUAUCUGGUGAUCCAGGCAGACCAGGACCUCGUGGAAGACCGGGUACCCCUGGCUCACAAGGUCCUUCAGGAAGAGAGGGUCCUAAGGGAGACCCAGGUGAAGAUGGUCCUCCUGGUCUACGUGGAGAUCCUGGUCCAUCUGGUGACAAUGGUCCACAAGGUCCUCAAGGACCACCCGGAUUAAGAGGUCUCCCUGGACCAGAGGGCAACCCAGGAGAACCAGGACCUCCAGGCGCACCUGGAGCACAAGGUCAAGUUGGAAUCCAAGGACCUACUGGAGCCCAAGGUGACCCAGGCCCACUUGGACCUAAGGGAGAUCGUGGAUUCCUUGGCCGAACUGGAGAGGUUGGAAUAAUGGGAGAGAAGGGAGACAAGGGAAGCCAAGGAGAAGGUGGUCCUCAGGGACCCAAGGGAGACCCUGGUUCUGAAGGGCCACGUGGUGUGAUGGGACCUGAAGGACCACCCGGUCUACCGGGUAGAGAUGGUUUAUCUGGAGCUAAGGGAGAGCGAGGAGACUUCGGUGUGGUUGGAGAUAGGGGAGCACCAGGAUCUCCUGGACAACCUGGACCACCAGCAACAGCAGAGUAUCUCCAAGCCAUGUUGGACCGUGGCAUGCUCACGCUCCGUCCAGAUAUGUAUCCCAACUUCGGCGCUGGUUUCGGAGGCGGAGGAGCCGGUGCCUCGACAGACGGUGAACAAACCUUUGAAGCUACCGGAAGUGACGUUCCCUUGUCCACCUCCAGCUCCAAUCCUUUCGGAGGCACCAAGAGGAGAAAGCGACAGGUGGGUCCCAGUGAUCUACCAUCAGAUGGAGACUUCCUGGGCAUUGACGAGCUUCUGGGUAAUGGUAUGCAGGGCAUCGAUGAUCUACCCGAUAUGCCUUUCAGAUACGUGCCCGGCUUUGAUGAACUCCCUCUCCCCUACGUCAAAGCCAUGGAGGUGCUCUUCUCGUCGCUCGACCAAUUGCAGACAGACGUCGAGGGCAUCAAAAAACCAAAUGGAACCAAGGACAACCCCGCCCGUACCUGCAAGGAUCUCCUCAUGUGCCAUCCAAAGACUCAAGAUGGGUAUUAUUGGAUUGAUCCUAACGAGGGUUGCCCUGACGAUGCAUUCUAUGCAUUCUGCAACAUGACGGCUGGCGGUGACACCUGUCUAGCGCCCGAUAACACCACCGGACAUCAUUUCUACAAUUACACGGAAGAAAAUUCGACAGAAACUAAAGGAUACCGCAAAGCAGUUCCAGGAGAGUGGUUCCUGGAGAAUUUGAGAGGAAAAGAGUUUUCCUACCAAGGAGGCAUCGUCCAACUGACGUUCCUACGUCUGCUGAGCUCCAAGGCCACGCAGAAGUUCACAUACUCGUGUGUGAAUGGUGUAGCGUGGUAUGAUGAGGCAGAGGAUAGCUUUGAUAAUGCCAUCAGACUUCUAGCUUCCAAUGAUGAAGAGUUCACGUUCGAUGGCCUCAAUCAACCUAAGGUCAUCAAGGACGAGUGCAAGAAUAAGCCCUCGCUUGGUGAGACCAUCUUAGAAGUCAAUACAUCAAAGCUUCAUCAGCUUCCAAUUUCUGACUUUGCUCCUCUCGAUUUCGGGAGACGCAACCAGAAGUUUGGCUACACGGUUGGUUCCGCGUGUUUCAACUAGAAGUAGGGGCAAGCAACAUAUGUGUGCCUGAUGGUGGUAGCAGAACCAUGACACAUCAGCACCGGAAAAAAAGCAACAAUGAUUAAAGAGAUCGGUACCAAAAAUCAAAGAAAAGUUUGUUGCUUUUUUAUGAAAAGAAAAAGAGUUUCGGUUCAUCCCAUGAGUAGUAGACUAGCAGCUGCGCCUGGAUUACUUCCGGGUUACAACAACACUCACACACCCUUUCAUCAAGAGUGAUUGUCGAUUUUUGUUUGUAUUAUUUUAUAUAACUGUAUCAUUUUAAGUGUAGUUGAUGGAUCCAAUCCCCCCUGAGUGACAAUACAGGAUCCUAUGAAAUGGUGCUAUUUUCUACAGAUUAUUUUCAUCUGUUUUAAGAAGUUUGAAGAAAAAAAAAUUAUGAUGAUGAAAAAAGUGUUGUGAAUAACAAUGUAUUGAUAUUUUUACACAAAUCUUUUUUUUUCAACAGGACAAAUUUUAUAAAUAAAAAAAAAAAUGAGUAGGCUUUGUAAUAGUAUUUUUCAAGCUUCGUCUUUUAACCAGUAGAUGUAGUAGAAGUAGACCACAGUCUUAGUUAUUGCUUCUGUAUCCUACUAGUAUCUAGUAGAUCUGUUUUUCCUCUUUCUCUCUCUCUCUCUGCUUAUUUGUAGAUGACACACAUUUGUUUUCUUCUCGCGUUGUAUAUUAUUACCGCUGCCAGUAACUGUGUCUUGGAGUUUUCAUUUCUAUUUUUAUAGUAGUUUGGAUUAGAUAGUGAGGAAUGUAAUUACAAGCAAAUGUAGACUUUUUUUAAACAUGUAAGAUUAUUUCAGGUAAAUUGGGGGAUUUUUGAUAAGUUUGUGUAUUGUACAGUCAUAUUUAGGCACGUUUUUCUAGCUAAAUUUGGUGGUUUGUUGUAGGUCUUUUAAGUCAGUUAUAUUUUUCUUCUUUUUAAGUAAAUAAUUAUCAAAUAUUCAGUAUUUGAUGUAUAGCGUCUUUUUGUUUAUAUAUCAGCCUAUGUUUGAAAGAGUAACUCUUGUUUUAGCUGUAAAUCAUUCUGUGCCUUGCCUGAAGCCGCUGCUGCUGUGUGUAAUGCCUAUGCUCAUUGAAAAAACGAAUAAAAUCGAUAACAUUUAUAGUGAAAACUUCAGUAAGAAUUGUCAGUUAUCUUAGACAUCCAUUUUUUAAAUAUGCCAUUGUAGUGCAUUAUCAGUAUUUCACAGUAUACCAUGACCGUAUCAAGCUGCAGUACUACCUAGGCAGAACAAGAAGAAUUAAUGUGAGCAAACAUUAUUCGAGAAGGCUCUACCUCCAAUAUGAAAGGACAUUAUAGAUUAGCAUCUACUUGAUGAGAAUGAUAAUCGGAAACUCUUCAUGAAAGAAAAAGAAAAGCAUUAUAUGUGAAGUCUUCCAAUUCCCCUGUCCCAACAGCUUAUAUUGAUGGAGAAAAAAAAGUAAUAUAAAAGUUGUCAGGUUUCUAUGAAAAUUAUGAUUGGGAAGUAUUAAGUCAUAUUUUAUUACCUCAUCGUUAUUUUGUUUUCUUUUUUCUGCUUGAUAAUAUUUUGGGGAGAAAAAGAAGAACAAACGAUUACAUUUCCUGUGGUGUGAACAAAUAUACUCAACUUCAUUGUUAAAAGUUUGAUUGUUAAUAAACAAGAUAUGAGUUUGGAUCUGUUUUUUGUUUUUCUAAGAUGGAUAAGUUUGUGAAUAAAUUUUUGUGACCAAUAAAAGCCUUGGGAAUUUUCUGCCCCCUGAAUUGAACAAAAAAAAA
Strongylocentrotus purpuratus (purple sea urchin) is the source of this 7053-nucleotide messenger RNA. Its product is annotated as collagen alpha-1(V) chain. The record is from RefSeq and is a predicted model, not a curated record. Gene Ontology annotation, molecular function: extracellular matrix structural constituent. NCBI's taxonomy places the organism in Eukaryota, Metazoa, Echinodermata, Echinoidea, Camarodonta, Strongylocentrotidae. The transcript has 61 exons. The coding region runs from base 396 to 5306 and encodes 1636 amino acids.